Molecule: messenger RNA, 6096 nt
Organism: Eurytemora carolleeae
Lineage: Eukaryota; Metazoa; Arthropoda; Copepoda; Calanoida; Temoridae
Exons: 55
Coding region: 112-6042 (1976 amino acids)
Biological process (GO): synaptic signaling
Cellular component (GO): plasma membrane
Molecular function (GO): protein binding; zinc ion binding
Source: RefSeq, a predicted model, not a curated record
UGGAUACAAACUGGUGAAAUGACCUGUGAAAAAAGAUUCUACAUUAUUAAAAAAGCCUCGAAAAAUCAACCAUAAGCCAACCAUAUCAAAAUCUACAAGACAUCCAAGUGAAUGAAUUUUUUCAAAGACAAACUUUGUGGAAAGAAGAAACAUUCUGCUAGUUCUUCUAGUGACUCUGACACAGGAUUUCAAUAUCUAGCUGAUGGAUCAUUCCACAGAUCUUCGCCGCGGAAAGUAAAUGGAGUGAAAAGUUCGAAUUCUUUAAGUUCUUUCUCAUCCUUCCAGCCCCAACAUGGAGGUGAGAUGCAAAGAUCUACAACAUCAGAAUCCUUUCAAUCUAUGUCCAGAGAUGACAGUAGGACUCCAGAUACCCUCAACACUAGUACUAGACAUUCUUUUCGAUCCACAAGUCUUCCACGACAAUCCUCCUUUUCUAAUUGCAAAAGGUCUGUAACAAUGCCCAGCUUUCCUACGAAUAAUGAUGGUGGUGUUAACCCUCUCAAUAACAAGACAAAUAAUGAUGGAACAGCGAGGAAAACAAUACAAUUCAGAAAUCAAAAUGGACACAACGCAAACACAUUCUCUUCAGUCAAUGCCAACCUCAAUAGACAAACAAAAAGUGAUAAUCGGAUGUCGUUGCCCGGCUCUUUUUCAAACACAUUCAAUGUGCCUCUGAACAAGGGAAUAGAAUUAUCAAGCUGGCUUCAAAACUUAUCAGAAUCUGCAGAUCGGUUAGGAGAAACUCCCAUAAAAGGCCGGAACAAUACCAAUCCGGAAAUUCUACGGAUAUCUCGGAGUAAACUUAGAGAUGAGAUGCAAUCUAGCAACCCAUCAGAUAACAAAAGAAAAAGAAAUUCAUCUCGAGAAAACUCCCUUGAAUCUCUACUGGAGGAGGAAGAUCAAAGCACUGAGGGUAAUAAAGAAGACGACAUCAACAACUCUACUCGGCUAAAUGAGUUCCAGAAAGAACCCAAUUCUUUAGAAAGUCUGCUUGAUGCCCAAAACUUAUAUCAUGUUCCAACGGCUGUGAAAAAUAAGAGUAAUUCCCUUCCCAAAUCAGCUUUCAGUAACAUUCAACUUAAAGUCCAAGAAAUUAGGGACCAACUUGAUGUUUUGAAACAAACUUCACAUGUUUCAGGUUCAAAAGCUCUUCAACAAGUCUUUCCUACCAUACGAUCCUCUAACUUUUCAAGUGACUAUUUUGAUGAAGGAUAUGAUGAAGGAUAUUUAUCUAAACCAACCAACUAUCCAACCAAUCAAUCAAAUUCACAUGACAAGUUUACUAAACUGGAUAACCGGCCAGGAUUCCUCAACAAUAGACCUAUGUCAAUGCCAUCACCCCCCAUGGAGUCAACUUCUCCAUUACAUUCUCCAAACUCCAUGUCUCCAAGGUCUCUCUCUCCGAAUCCGCAGUCCAGUCCAAAGCACAACAUCCGAACUUCCAACUGUUUGAACAAUAUACAGAACAAGCAGCGAAGUAUUUUUGCGUCACCAUAUUUUGAGUUUGGAUCGUCACCACAUAGUUCACCUAGUACACUCAGCCCCUGCUCAUCUAACAGUCUACCAUCAUACAAGGGGAAACCAGCGAAGCUCUCAAUUCUAAGCCAAUACUCUUUACCCAAAGAUUUAGAAGGGUUGGAGGAUGAGUUAGAUCAAAAACAGGUUGAGCGGUUACUUCUUUUCUUUGAGGUUCUUAAUACCCAAGAGAGAAUCAGCAAGGACCUGCAGGAAGAAAUGGAAAAUCAUAAAGAGAUGUUUCUUUCCUUGGACAAGACAGGUCGUCAGCUAGUAUCUGGGUUAACCAGCCAGGAGGAUGCUAGCCUACUACACAGGAGGCUUGAAGAGAUGAAUCAAAGAUGGAAUUACCUGAAAGCUAAGAGUAUGGCAAUAAGGUAUAUUUUUGACUCUAUUAAACAGCGUAUAAUAUUACUCAGGGAGCUGGUUGACUGGGUGAUCAAGAAGGAAGGGGAGCUCCUCAAUAUGGGGCUAAUCGGUGGAGAUGAGAUAACAAUCAGAAAACAGCAGGAUGAAACACGCAUGCUGAAACGUCAACUCUACGAGAAGCGUCCGAUUAUUGAGAACAAAUUGUUGAGUGGAAGACAGUUUCUAGCAACAGAACCAACACCCUCAGAUACCUCAGAUAGUGAUAUGAGUCGGGAAACAGAAUCUGACAGUAAAAGUGAUGAUUUAACCAAAGACCAGUUAAAUAAGUCAAUCAGACGGGAGGUUGCUAAACUAUCUGAUAAAUGGAGUAGCCUGUUGAGCAACGUAGAUCUAUGGUUGAGAAAAUUAGAAGACACCCUUCCUAAAGUUCACAGUUUUCAAACAGGCAUUGAAGCCGUUUUAAGUCAGGUGUACGCUGCCGAGCAUACGCAGAAAACUCUUAUUUCAUCAAAUAAUAUGGAUCCACAAUCUAUCCGGAAUCAACUCAAGAGUUUUAGUGGAACACUUAUCCCUCUACAAAGGGUUGUAGAGGACAUAAACGACCAGGCGUCAGAUUUCACCUCUAAUAAAAUAUAUUUGUCUGGUUCCCUUCUGUCGAGGCUAGAAGACAUUAAUACAAGGUGGAAGUUAGUACAGCUAGCCGCUGAUGAUCAGUAUAAAAGAUUAAACGAGGUGCGAGGAAAGGAUAGACAGCCAAAUACUCAGGAUUUCCUUAGUGUAGCAGUUAGCCAACCCUGGACUAGGUCUAUAUCCAACAACGGAGUACCCUACUAUAUCAAUCAUCAGUCUGAAACAACACACUGGGACCAUCCUGAAAUGGUGAAUCUUUUCAAAUCGCUUAUACAGUUCAACACAAUAAGAUUUUCUGCUUACCGUACCUCUAUGAAGCUUAGGGAACUUCAGAAAAGAUUGGCUUUGGACCUACUCCCCUUGAAUGUGGCAAUAGAAGCGUUUGAUGCUCAUGGAUUACGUGGUCAGAAUGAUAGAACUUUAGAUGUAUCAGAUAUGGUCUCAAUUCUCGCCACAUUCUACGAAACUAUAUCGGCUGGGAACCCAACAACUGUAAACGUACCUCUAUGCCUGGAUCUCACCUUAAAUUGGCUCUUAAACCUGUAUGACUGUCAAAGAUGUGGACAGGUUCGAGUUCUAGCAUUUAAAGUUGCUCUGACUAUACUCUGUAAAGGACCUCUAGAGGAGAAGUAUAGAUAUAUGUUCCGGCUGGUGUCUGACCAGCAGCGAAGGUCAAGUCAGAAGAAACUAGCUCAGCUACUUAGUGACUGUAUCCAGGUGCCUCGAGUUCUUGGAGAAAUUUCAGCAUUUGGAGGCGUAAACGUGGAGCCCUCUGUACGCUCCUGUUUCGAACAGGCUGGGGAUAAAGGGUUUAUAGAGUCAUUGCAUUUCUUAAACUGGAUGAAACAAGAGCCUCAGAGUAUGGUUUGGCUUCCGGUUUUGCACAGGUUUACCGCUGCUGAGUGUGCGAAGCAUCAAGCUAAAUGUAAUAUCUGCAAGCAAAGUCCUAUUCUUGGAUUUAGGUAUCGGUGUCUGAAAUGCUUCAACUUUGAUAUGUGCCAAGCUUGCUUCUUCGCUGGGAAAGGGGGUCGGUACAAAAACCAUAAGAUGACCCAUCCCAUGCAGGAGUACUGUACAACGGUAAUAUUUUCAUUGCAUAUUUUCUUGAAUAUAUACCUUCCAGUACAAUCUGGUAAACAAUCCCUUAGAUACCUCCCAGUACAAUCUGCUGAAUCAGAACCUGGUGUAGAGAGUCCAAGCUUAUCUCCUGGAAGAUACAGACAACCAGUUUAUGAUAGAUUAGAUAUCCUACCUAAUAAUGUACCUGAUUCAGAUGUCCGAUCUGGUAGCGAGGAUUCUACAUCAAGACAAGUCACCCCUCUUCAACAUUCGGAACCAACGAGACUAAGCAGUGGUGCACCCCUCAUACAAGACGAGCACUCACUCAUAGCUGUCUACUGCCUCAAACUUAGUAGUGGUGGACCUGGAGACUGUAUCCCGGAGAGUCCUAUGCAGAUUGCUGCAGAUAUAGAUGCAGACCAGAGGGUAGAACUUGAAAAUAUGAUCAGGAGCCUGGAGGUUGAAAAUGAGACCCUGAAAGAAGAAUAUAAUAGUCUAAAAACUGUGGAAGAAGAGUCCCAGCAAACUGAUGCAGAUAUACUUGCUGAAGCAGCUAUGCUUAGAGAGCAUAGGAACAGGUUGGAUAUAGAUAUACUUGCUGAAGCUGCUAUGCCUAUAGAGCAUAGGAACAGGUUUGAUAUAGAUAUACUUGCUGAAGCAGCUAUGCUUAGAGAGCAUAGGAACAGGUUGGAUAUAGAUAUACUUGCUGAAGCUGCUAUGCUUAUAGAGCAUAGGAACAGGUUGGAUAUAGAUAUACUUGCUUUAGCUGCUAUGCCUAUAGAGCAUAGGAACAGGUUUGAUAUAGAUAUACAUGCUGAAGCUGCUAUGCUUAUAGAGCAUAGGAGCAGGUUUGAUAUAGAUAUACUUGCGGAAGCUGGUAUGCUUACAGAGCAUAGGAACAGGUUUGAUAUAGAUAUACUUGCUGAAGCUGUUAUACUUAUAGAGCAUAGGAACAGGUUUGAUAUAGAUAUACUGGCUGAAGCUGCUAUGCUUAUAGAUCAUAGGUACAGGUUUCAUAUAGAUAUACUUGCUGAAGCUGCUAUGCUUAGAGAGCAUAGAAAGAAGUUGGAUAUAGAAAUACUUGAUGAAGCUGCUAUUCUUAGGGAGCAUAGGAGCAGGUUUGAUAUAGAUAUACUUGCGGAAGCUGGUAUGCUUACAGAGCAUAGGAAGAAGUUGUAUAUAGAUAUUCUUGCUGAAGCUGCUUUGCUUAUAGAGCAUAAAAACAGGUUGGAUAUAGAUAAACUUGCUGAAGCUGCUAUGCUUACAGAGCAUAGGAACAGGUUUGAUAUAGAUAUACUUGCUGAAGCUGCUAUGCUUACAGAGCAUAGGAACAGGUUUGAUAUAGAUAUACUUGCUGAAGCUGCUAUGCUUAGAGAGCAUAGGAACAGACUGGAAGGACGGAUGGUGAUCCUGGAAGAGCAUAAUAAACAGUUGGAAUCCCAGCUCGGAAAACUUAAACAAAUUCUAGAGCCCGGAGCCGUAUCCUGGAAUCCAACCGGAACACUAACUACAAAGGCUGUGACAGCAUCUCUGCUGGCAACGGAUUCCCCUGUUCUACCUCACAAGAUGAAUGGAGGAUAUAUCAACCCUCCACAAGUUAAACAAAAUGGGAAAACUCCCCCUGCAGUCCCAGCUAGAACCCGAGACGGAAGUGGAACCAGACUAAAUGGUUCCUCUACUCUGAAACGAGGAAGCUCAACCAGUGCAGGACAACAAGCUUUAGAAGAAGUAUUCCGAGCAAGUACUCUAUCUAGAAGGGAGGGAAAGGAAGGAAGGAUUCCAUUCAGACGAGAGGCUUCAGUACCCCGAGGAAGCGGUAACUGGACGGAUUCUUUACCUAGAAAGGAUUUAUUCAUUUCACAAACAGGGUCGUUGCCCAGAAGAGACAAGGCAGGAUUAGGUAGACCUGAACCUGCCAGAUCCACUGCUUUAGAUCCCACCGAUUCUAGACCAGGAGCCUCCGAUACUAGACAAGGCGCCUCCGAGGAAGAAGGUGAACCUGAACUGCCCAAUGGUGUACAGAGUGGAUCCAAUCCCUCCUGGGAUACAAUAAGAUCUAGAGAAUCUAGUUUAUCUAGAAACCAGAUUUCUAGUUUGUUUACAAACAGUUCAUUAAACCUACCCUUGAGAGAAACCUCGUUGAACAGUACUCUAACAAGGGAUAGGAGCAAAGAUCCUCCAAUAAAAAAAGAGAUUCCUAAUUCUCUAGUCAACAGAGAUGGGAGCAAAGAGCCAGCGUUAACAAGAGACAAUCCGUUUAGAGACGCCAUCUUAGGAUUAGAUAAAGGAUCCUCUACCGGAAAUAUUUUCUUCACGGAUCAAUUUGAUAAUCAUCCUUGGGAGAACCCAGAACUUAAUCCACAAGGAAGCAGGAGAAGAAAUCCAUCUGGUUUAUCUAAGUCAAGUGAAUCAGAAGAUUCAAUGUUUCAACGAGAUCCUGCAGCCACAUUGCAGGCUAUGGCAGGUUAGUUUUACAAGUUUUAGAAGUAAAGUACUAAAAACGAUAAAUAAAAAGUUCUCCUA